Messenger RNA from Terrapene triunguis (Three-toed box turtle), 3009 nucleotides. It is a transcript of the gene LYPLA2, whose product is annotated as lysophospholipase 2. NCBI's taxonomy places the organism in Eukaryota, Metazoa, Chordata, Testudines, Emydidae. The transcript is spliced from 10 exons. Gene Ontology annotation, cellular component: cytoplasm. The record is from RefSeq and is a predicted model, not a curated record. Gene Ontology annotation, biological process: protein depalmitoylation. Gene Ontology annotation, molecular function: carboxylic ester hydrolase activity; palmitoyl-(protein) hydrolase activity. Bases 89 to 787 code for a protein of 232 amino acids.
GAAGUUCCGGUCGGAGAGGCAGGAGAGUGUGUCUAGGAGCCGGGGAGAGAGCGAGCGAGGUGCCAGCUGUUGGAGUUCCUUUCAGUGUAUGUGUGGUAACAACAUGUCUGUCCCCCUCCUUGCUGAUGCGGUGACUGUUUCAGGGGCAGAACGGGAGACUGCAGCGGUCAUUUUUUUACAUGGGCUUGGAGACACAGGGCACAGCUGGGCUGAGGCGCUAUCCUCCAUCCGACUCCCAUAUGUGAAAUAUAUCUGCCCUCAUGCGCCCAGGAUUCCUGUAACCCUCAACAUGAAGAUGGUCAUGCCCUCCUGGUUCGAUCUGAUGGGGCUGAGUCCGGACGCACCUGAGGACGAAGCUGGAAUCAAGAAAGCAGCUGAAAACCUUAAAGCAGUUAUCGAGCACGAGAUCAAGAAUGGCAUCCCACCCAACCGCAUCAUCCUCGGGGGCUUCUCGCAGGGCGGUGCCCUAUCGCUCUACACGGCGCUCACCUCCCAAUACCAGCUGGCUGGCAUCGUGGCUCUCAGCUGCUGGCUCCCGCUGCACAAGGCCUUCCCUCAGGCAGCGAGCAACGGCGUGAACAAGGAUAUCGCCAUCCUGCAGUGUCACGGGGAGAUGGACCCCAUGAUCCCUGUCCGCUUCGGAGCCCUCACCGCCGAGAAGCUGAAAUCUGUUGUCGCCCCCACCAAGGUUCAAUUCAAAACCUACCCUGGAAUGAUGCACAGCUCCUGCCCUCAGGAGAUGAUGGCGGUGAAGGAAUUCAUUGAGAAGCUGCUGCCCCGGAUCUAAGCAGAGCCACUCGAGACUGUCGCAGGGAAAGGACGCAAGGUCACCACCUCUGAUCUUUCCCACUGAUCCUGUCUGCUGCAAACGGAAGCCAUGGCAACCAACCUCAACUCCAGUUGUUUUCCCUCCCUUCAAUCCUUCCCUCUCCUGUCUCUUCUGCACCACGGUCCCUCAGGCGUGUGGGGUGUUGCUCCCCGGUGCUCCCUGAGUUGAGAGUGGAGCUGUUUAAGGUAGAGACUGUCCCAAGUCCAGGGUGGCCUUAUCUCUCGCUCUCUUGUUUUUCCCUUGAGGAUUUCGAUCCCCUUGAUUUUCCUGUAUCAGACCCGGCUGUGGAGGUAGGCUCAGCACUAACUCAGGCUGAUUUCCUUGGUCUCCUGGCUUUUCUCUCCUGUUACAGUAUUAGCAGGGAGUUCCUCCCCUGGAAAGCAGGAGAUAUCUGGGAUCCGGGGGGGGCUGCUGGCCCAUGCUCCCCUGGGCUUGAGCUCGAGAGCUUUGCAAAGCUCCCUAGAAAGGCCCGAUGACCCUGCUGUGUGGCCCAGCAUGGCUGGGGAGCGGCUCAGUGGGGUCAUGGCCUCUCGGCAGCUGCACAGUCGUUUGGUCUCUAUGGCGGGACGAUUCCGAGGUUUUUAAAACAAAUCAGCCUCCCAGCUCAGGGGCCGUUGGUCCAGAGCGCGCUACACUGGGACUGUACCUUAAACUCUGCUCCCUCUCCCAGCAGCACAGCUCGGGGAGCUGGCAGCACACGUGGGUUGGAAAGUAGCCACCUACGUUCUCCACGCUCACCCCCCCUCCUGCCAUGCGCUCUGUUACACGCACACCCCACAAGAGGAAGGCAGCCAUGCCCACGGGCUCCACACUGCGUCUGAUUGUGUCUCGGCUGCCAGGGCGCAGCGGCUCAGCCGGUCUAGAGAUAAUCGAGGGAUUUCCUUCUCCUUCUGUUGCUUUUUUACAAUCUUCUCCGUUCUGCGUGCUGGGGCAUCCCCGUGCGUCUGUCUCCUCUCAUCGCCACGCUGUUAGAAGCUAGGCAAGGAGGCAAAGACAAAUCGCUGCAGUUUACAGCCAGUUUCCUAGUGUAUUUCCCCUGAGAUCUGCCCUGGGUGCCGGCCCAGUCAGGAGCGUCUCUUGCUGCUACUCCUUCCUCUCACAGCAGGGUCAGGUCAGGUGGAAGGACAGAAGGAAAAGCUCCAGCUGAUGCUCUUGUCCUGGGCUCGGAUAGAUGCAGGAAGGAGACUCGUUCCCAGCCUCCUCCUCUCACCAGCAUCUGCUAUUGCCCACGUCAGCUCAGCUGUCUCAUCGGCCUCUUCUUUAAGGGCAAAUGCUGGAGAGCCUUUUCCCACUGUCCGGGGGCUGCCAGUCCCAGAGCACCCCUUGGGGCCAGUCGCUGCUACGCCCCCAUAGCCCUGAGGGCUCUGCAUGCUUGCCCAUAGGCAGCAGCCUGCUAGCCCGAGGCGGGGAUCGUCCCAGCAGGGAAGGCGAGAGCAUCCCUAAGAGCUGGGGGUAGAAUCGCCUGCAUGAAGUCACCUGAGCCUGCCUUUGCCACAGGGGGCUUGGCCCUCUCCAUGGAAGGCUGGGUCCUUCCUGCCCUGUUCAGCUGAGCCCCUAGUGCUGGCACAGGGAUAAGGGGAUGUGGCAUCCGGUGCUGGCUGAUGUAUCUUGGCAGGCAGAGCAGAGGACCCGUUCUCUCUCCCUCAGAGGAUCCAUCCUCCUCUCCUGCACCCCUUCCAGCUGAGGGCUGGCCUCUCCCUGAACAGGCAGAGGGUGUUUGCUGUUGAGCAGCACAGGCCUUCUCCCCCCGUGGGCUCCGCCCGCUGCAUUAUCAGCCCCUUCUGGGCUGGAGCAUAAGUGAGGUCUGGAAAUCAAGCUGUAAAUGUCUUUUAAAGAAACCUUUUAGGCUAAGGGCUGAAUUCCUUAUUCCUCCUGCAGUCGCUGUCUCCAUCAGCUGAGACAGGCCCCCCACCCCCUCAGCAUAGACUUAGCCAGCAAGGCUGCAUGGGCUGUGGCUUACCCUGCAUGGUCAGGGCUAGAACUGCCCUGGGGAUGCACUGGGGCCUGCUGUGAGCUCGCAGGGUGGAGGCAGGGCUGGCUGUUCACAGCAGCAGCUGGGGUCUCUCUGCAGCCCCAGCAAGAGCAGGGCAUUGCAGUGGAACUGACUCAGGCCCAGCCUAAUUGGGGACCCCCCCCCCCCAGGGAAAGAGCUGGGGUGCAGCUUCACAGAGGUAGGAGAA